CCCUCAUUGACCGUCGCCUUAUCUGUGAGAUGCCCUCACUCACUCCCUCACUGCUUCUCUUCAACAGCACCUCCCUCCCACCGUCACUUCUCAUCAACCGGACCGCUGUGAAUAUCGGGUGCAGUCAGGCUGUCAGGGGCCUCCUCUAACGAGGCCUCAGGAGAGCCACCACCAGCACCACUUCCCCCUCCCUCAAGUUCGCGGCUCUCGAGGUCGUCUGUCGCCACGUUGGCCAUCUCUUCUCCUGACUGAGGCUGCUGCACCACAUUGCCCGCCAUUGUGCUGACCUCCGUGUCCUCCUGCGCGUCGGGCUCUCUGCGCAUCAUCGGCAUGAUCGUCCGCGCGUCCGGCGGCGGCACCUGGUGUCGGUCGUCGCUGCUCUCGUGCUUGCUCUUCUUCUUGAUCUUCAUCUUGAAAGGGUUGAACGACGACACACCCAGCCCGCCGCCGCCACCGCCCUUGCCGCCCCCACCAAGUAUGCCCAUCCCGCCGCCCCGCUUGUCCUUCCCAGACCCACUUGAAGGCUUGUGCGCCACGCUCACGCGAUAGGCCUGUGGGUGUGGGUCGGUCUCCUUGACGAGAUUGGCGGCGAUGCGGCCAGUCUGUGGGGGCGUGCGGACGUUAUGGUGCGUUGACGGGGCUGAGUCUGGCUUGGGAAUGGACACGGGGAUGGCGUCAGCAGGGCCUUUGUCGCUGCUGGGGGAUGCCAUGGGCUGCGCGUCGAGCGAUGGGUGGCCCUCGGGGGGGUCAGGAGUAGGUGGGUGUGUUUGUGAGUGGGUCUUCGGUUUCUCCAGCUCUCGCUUGACGUGCCGCAUGGCGUCCUCCACCUUCUGUCUAGUGAUCUUAAGCGAUGCCACACACUCCUGGAAACGAACCAACUGACACACCAAAACAACCAACAAACCACACGUGCAUGUGUGUGUGUGUGUGCGUCUUUCCUCCUCGUCCAUCGUGUUGCUCACGUCGAUUUCCUGGUAGUGCCUCGCCGAGGAGGACGACAGCAGCUCCAUGCACUGGUCGUGGCUGCCUUUCUCCAGAGCGUCGCUGAAGUAACACAGCAGGCCCAAAGCUGUCUGCACAUCCACGCAGGCAGAGACGAAGACACGGAUAUACCUCCCAUGCGGCAGCGUGGCAGCGAUUCGUUCCUCUCGUUUCUCACCUGGUAGAGAAUCGUGUCGCCCUCAGCAAGAAAGCUGUCCCACACACGCGCAACUAAAGCGAAUGGCAACGACCUGACACCCAUAAAACACACAAGAGGGUGUCCAUCCUGGCCGGUUUUCGCUGCCUCUGCGCACCUCCCCACCCACGCACCUUGUGAAGAGGGUGUAGAGCCACUCGACGAGAAACAUGUCCGAGUUGAGGCCGCACUGGUGCAGCUUCAUGGCCACCCACGGCAGCCGCUCCUUCAUCAGGUGGUCGAAGGUGCGGAAGUACACGUCCACAAUCGACAUGUCGAACGUGUAGAAGGCGUGCAGAGACCGACGCAGCUGGAGAUACACACACAUAGACACGCACACACCCAAACACACAGAUGGGGUGUCAUGCAGACAGGCGUUCCCCCCUAUGCCCUUCCUAUACUGACCAUGAGGUUGGCGAAGCACACGAAGGCCGAGUACUCGUCCAUGUGCAGCAGCAGCAUGGCAGCUAGGUAGGCCAUCCCCUGCACGUACCCCAGGUCAGGCCGCCACAGCACAUACGUCUCCAGCACCGUCCUCAGGUGCUCGUGCAACACGCCGUCAUGCGGCACAGCAAAGGGCAGCGGCUGCACGCCGGGAUGGCCGGGGUCGCCAUAUGCCACCCCCACACGCUUUGCCCUCUCGGGCGGCCGCACCUUGUCCCUCUCCUCAUCGCCCCUCGUGUCCAUUUCGGUCAUCUCGACACCAUGCUCACCCACCCGAGCCACGCCCCUGUUGCGCAUGCGGCCCCGCCUGCCUCUCGCCCCCUGCUGCUCUCUCGACUGUGAACUAGCGGCUGGCGAUGCGGCCGAGUGGGGUGAGGGGUCGUCAGACGGACUGAGAGAGGAGGGGGAGGCCGAGUCGCUCUCGUCUUGCUGGACCGUGAUGGUCAUGGACCCGUCUCCCGCGCCCUGAUCGUCGGGCGGUUCAGGGGUGGGUGUGCUGCCUGCCGCCUCAGCUGCAUCGGUGUCUGUCUGUGACUGUUUGCGGAAGACGCCCAGCCGCGGGAGUGUGCGGUUGAGGUCCAUGCCGAUCAUCUCAAAGGACGAGAGGAUCUCGCUCUCGUAGAAGACACAGCUGUGGUCGGGCCGCACGCCGCCCGUCUGGCUCCCCACUGCCGUGGCAGAGGGGUCAGGGACGAUCUCGUCCUCUCUGCUGGCCCCUGCCGCCUCGGCUGCCGCCUCGGUCUCUUCGCUUCUGUCCUCCUCUUGCUGCUGCUGUCUUGAUGCCGCGUUGACCGUUUCGUUGAUUUUGUCUCGGUAUCGCUUGGAUACCUUCAUCAUGAAGUCGCGGACCUUCUCGACACGCCCCAGGAGGAUGCGGUAGAGCGUGGGUGUGAUCUGCAGCUUGUUGCCGAUGCACUUCUUCCACACCUCGCCCCGGAUCUCCUGCGGGAGGCCCUUGCGGAUGAGGGAGGCGAAGAGCUUGGGGUUCUCGUGGCGGUAGGCGUCGAACUCGGGAAGGAUCUUCUCCACCCACACAUCGACCUCCUCCAUGGGCCCCAUCGUCCUGGGCCGAUUCUGACGACAAGCAACAACACCGGCCAAACAGACACUCAUGAGAGCGGGCAUCCAUUCCAUUCGUUCUGUCCUGUCCUGUCUGUUUCCCCCUCUCACGCACCUUUCCUCCUCCUUUGAAGAAAGACUUCCACGAGUGUCCCUGCAUCAUGGCCCGGCCGAUGUCAGACGCAGGCAUCCCCAUGGCAGUCAUGGCGCUCGUCCACACAGACGACAUGGCCCCCUCAUCCUGCCUCUCGCCCUCGGCUGCCGCAGCCGGGCCAUCGGAUGCAGGGGGCGGUGAAGGGGAUUGGGGGGCCGCCGGUGCCGCCGUGUCGCCGGGAGGGAUGGCGAUGAGUGGCGAGUCGGUCUCAGGCGGCUUGGGGGCUGGAGGUGGAGGUGGGGGUGCGGGCAUGGUGGGCAUGAGAUGGAGGUGGUGGUCCUUGCGGUACUUGCGGCCCGUCAGGGCGAGCAGCUCGUCUGUGUCAUCGACCACAGAUUCCUGCAUACACGACAGCACAAGACGACAGACGGAAUCCAUGGUCACGCGAUCAGCCGUAUCCCUCUUCCUUUCACCCACCAAACUACCCACCCCUGCGUCGAGGAUCGUCCCGCUGUCGCCAUCGUCAGCACCGGCUCCGAAAAAGCCAUAGCCGCGGCCUCCCUUGUAGAGCGCCCCAAAGCUCAAGUACGACUUGUCCUUGGCGCCGCUGACCUUUCUCUGGGUAUCAUGUGCUCGAGUGCCCUCGACGCUGCUGCUGCGGCUCACCCCGCCGUCCUUGUCAGCAUCGCCGGACUCGACGCGAUGCCUGCUGGAUGUGGGUGUGGCGGCAGGCUCCAUGCUGGCGAUCUGCGCCCUGAGAGUCUGUAUCUCGUCCAGAAAGACCUCCUCGUUGAUCUUCUUCUCGUGGAGGACCCUCCGGUAAGCGUCGCCCCACCUCUCGUUCUGCUCCCUGGCGUCCUCCAGCUCCUGCGCCAGUGAAACCUUCUCAUUCGCCAGCUUGACGAUAUCCGACGACAUCUCCUGCAUAUCCUUCUCCUACAUCGAUGAAGGACACACACACACAUACACAAUCACACGGCAGCCGUGGGAUAGGUGCGUGCCGUCUGUUCGUUGGCCGACAUCUAUCUACUGACCUGUCUGAGUUUCUGCUCCUGCAUGCCUGCCACAGCCAGCUUGGUCCUGAUCAGCUCAUUGAGAUGGUUGUCUGAACCGCCCUCACACAUCGACAGCGACUGCCGCAUGCUGACGGGAGACGGGCCGGGCUGCGCUGCAUCGACUCGAGGAGGGGGAUUCCAUCCAGUCACGCGCCCUGGCGCCGGCGGCAGCGACCGAGGCGGAACCGCUGGCUGUGUGUGUUGUUGUGCAUCCAUCUCGGACGACUCGGCGGUGUCCUCUUGGGAUCCUGGCGGAGGAAAGAACGGUCUUGCGCGGCCGUAGCCCCUCAUUUGGCUGCCAGAUUUGUUGCCUUUUUUUGGCUUUCGC
Vitrella brassicaformis is the source of this 4157-nucleotide messenger RNA. NCBI's taxonomy places the organism in Eukaryota, Vitrellaceae. The record is from the annotation of a GenBank genome assembly.